CAAAAGGAGAAAUUGAGACGUAAAAGAACUGGGAUGAGUCUUCCCGCGCUUUUGCGAGCUUGUUGUGGCUGGAUCAGGAAGUGGGAGGCAGUGUGACUCUGCAGCAUGACAGCUCGCUCACACACUGUCCUGCUCACCCCUCCUUCCAUUCUGCUGCAGCGUGUCACAGAAGAGGAAGCCCAAGCAGAGGAGGACCAUCCAUCUGUGUGUUUAUGUUUCUGUCAGUGGACGGCCGGGUGAAGAAGGGGCACCAGGAGACGUGAGGAGCACGAGGGGGAGACGAAGAAGAAGAGGAGGAGAGAGGAUGUAAUUGUCAUGUCACUAUGUUUGGACAUUGACUGAUCACAGCAGGAGGAAGACUGAUAAGAGGAGAGCGUGGAAACUAAGUCUUGUGUGUUCUCAUGACAGUGUUGGAUAGACCCGCAUUGGAUUGACUUUCCAGGGAGAAGAAGAAGGAGUUGACUUUGUGAACCAGUGGAGGGCAGAGGAGUGGAGGGCCAGGGGACUAACCUGGCCAUCAAACGGACUGGAAGCCUCUCCUCUCCUGGGAUCAUGUACCCUCAGGGCAGGCAUCCGGUCCCCUUGCAACCUGGCCAGUCUUUCAAGUUCACCGUCCUGGAAACUCUGGACCGGAUCAAGGAGGAAUUCCAGUUCCUCCAGGCCCAGUAUCACAGCCUCAAGCUGGAGUGUGAGAAACUGGCCAGCGAGAAGACGGAGAUGCAGCGGCACUACAUCAUGUACUACGAAAUGUCCUACGGUCUCAACAUUGAGAUGCACAAACAGGCGGAGAUUGUGAAGCGUCUCAGUGCCAUCUGCGCUCAGAUCAUCCCUUUUCUCUCUCAAGAGCACCAGCAACAAGUGGUGCAAGCAGUGGAGCGGGCCAAGCAGGUCACCAUGGCUGAACUCAAUGCCAUUAUCGGGCAGCAGCAGCUCCAGCACCUGUCCCACCACGCCCCGGGUAUCCCCCUCACGCCGCACCCGUCCGGCUUGUCUCUUGGCGCAGGUGGCUCGGGACUCCUGGCACUGACGGGGGCCUUAGGGGUGUCAGCCCAUCUCGCCGCCAAGGACGAACGCAACCACCUUGACCCAGAACAUCUCAGAGAGGGAGCACCCAGCAGGAGUAAGUCGGCGUCAUCAACAGACAGUCAGGCCCCAGAGGAGCGUCAGGGGCCAUCAGGCGGCUACGCCCCCUCACAGAGUGGAGUGGAGGCCAAGAGGAGACGCUGCGACGACAAAGAGGCCCUCGCGCCACACUCAUAUGACAGUGAUGGAGACAAAAGUGAAGACAAUCUGGUCGUGGAUGUGUCGAAUGAGGAGCCAAAUUCCCCUGUAGGCAGUCCACCUCAUUCUCCCCGAGGGAACGGUUUGGACCGAGCUCCUCCCCUAAGAAAAGAGCUUCCAGGCUCCUCGGGCGCUGCAGAGGCCCCCUCGACCCCGAACCCGUGUAGCCCCGCUCCAGGAAAAGCCAAGGAUCCUGUACAGGUGGAUAAAUCCCAGUCACCCUUGUCCAAGUCCAGCACCCCAUCGCCAUCCCACCGUGAGGCCCUCACACCCGGAGCUCCCGGAGCGCCCGGUCCCAGCACUUCCUGCCUUCGCUUGGUCAGCAAAGCGGCGUCUGCUGCCGACCCCCUCGCACUGCGCAGCCCUAUGUCCGUGCCCCCCGGUUCAUACCCGGCUCAUUUUGGCGUGGUGUCCCACGCAGGACUCAACGGCGAGCUGGCCAGCCCCGGAGGUUUCGGCGGGGCUCUGACUCUCUCGCCCCAAAUCAGCGCAGCCGCCAGCGCCUAUGCUCGAAGCCCCAUGGUGGCUUAUGACUCUCGGUCUCACCUGAGGGCCCCAGGCCUGUCAUCCUCUCUGCCUGGUUCAUCUGGCGGCAAACCGGCUUACUCGUUCCACGUGAGCGCGGACGGGCAAAUGCAGCCAGUGCCCUUCCCGCCGGAUGCCUUACUGGGCCCAGGCAUCCCUCGUCACGCCCGACAGAUCCACAGCCUGAGCCAUGGCGAGGUGGUGUGCGCCGUCACCAUCAGCACCUCCACACGCCACGUCUACACGGGGGGAAAAGGCUGCGUCAAAGUCUGGGACAUCAGCCAGCAGGGCAGCAAAAGUCCAAUGGCCCAGCUUGACUGUCUGAACCGCGAUAACUACAUCCGCUCGUGCAAGAUCCUACCUGAUGGACGCACGCUGAUAGUGGGCGGUGAGGCCAGCACGCUGUCCAUAUGGGACCUGGCCACACCCACUCCUCGCAUCAAAGCCGAACUGACGUCGUCUGCGCCCGCCUGCUACGCUCUGGCCAUUUCGCCCGAUAACAAAGUGUGCUUCUCCUGCUGUAGCGACGGAAAUAUCGUCGUGUGGGACCUGCACAACCAGACACUUGUCAGGCAGUUCCAGGGCCACACGGAUGGAGCCAGCUGCAUCGACAUCUCGAACGACGGCACCAAGCUGUGGACGGGAGGACUCGACAACACGGUGCGCUGCUGGGACUUGAGGGAGGGACGCCAGCUGCAGCAGCAUGACUUCACCUCACAGAUCUUCUCACUGGGUUACUGUCCAACGGGCGAGUGGCUAGCGGUGGGAAUGGAGAGCAGCAACGUGGAAGUCCUUCACGUGUCCAAGCCUGACAAGUACCAGCUGCACCUUCACGAGAGCUGCGUGCUCUCGCUCAAGUUUGCCUACUGCGGCAAGUGGUUUGUGAGCACCGGCAAAGACAACCUGUUGAAUGCGUGGAGGACCCCGUACGGCGCCAGCAUUUUCCAGUCCAAGGAGUCGUCGUCCGUGCUGAGCUGCGACGUGUCCCCGGACGACAAGUACAUUGUGACGGGCUCGGGGGACAAGAAGGCCACCGUCUAUGAGGUGGUCUACUGAGUGAGAGGACAUUCAAGUUGCCUCGACAACCGCUCGCGCAUCCAUAAUGUUGUGGAAGGUGCCCUCCCCUUCUGCACGCAGUCUACAGAAAGAACCAGCAGUGAAGCAUAUGUUUGGGUUUUUGUGCAAAAUUUCUGGAUGAACCAAAUAUGCACUUGAAGCUUUUAAGAGAUCAACUUACAGUGGUAUGAAAAAGCAUCUGAAUCUUUUGGAAUUUCUCAUAUUUCUGCAUGAAAUGUGAUCUGAUCUUUGUCAAAAUCACACAGAUGGAAAAAUGGUGUCUGCUUUAACUAAAACCACCCAAACAUUUAUAGGUUUUCAUAUUUUAAUGAGGAUAGUAUGCAAACAAUGACAGAGGAGGGAAAAAUAAGUACGUGAACCAUCACUUUUAAUAUUUUGUGCCCCCCCUUUGGCAGCAAUAACUUCAACCAGACGCUUCCUGUAGCUGCAGAUCAGUCUGGCACAUCGAUCAGGACUAAUCUUGGCUCAUUCUUCUCUACAAAACUGCUGUAGUUCAGUCAGAUUCCUGGGGUGUCUGGCAUGAAUUGUUGUUUUCUGAUCAUGCCACAGCAUCUCAAUGGGGUUCAAUUCUGGACUCUGACUUGGCCACUCCAGAACUUGUAUUUGUUCUUCUAAAACCAUUCUGAAGUUGAUUUACUUCUGUGUUUUGGAUCAUUGUCUUGUUGCAGCAUCCAUCCUCUUUUUAGCUUCAACUGUCUGACAGACGGCCUCAGGUUUUCCUGCAAAACCUCCUGAUAAAUUUUGAAUUCAUUCUUCCAUUAAUGAUUGCAAGUUGUCCGGGCCCUGAGGAAGCAAAGCAGCCCCAAAUCAUGCAUGAUGCUCCCUCCACCAUGCUUCACUGUGGGGAUGAGGUGUUGUUGAUGUUGGUGAGCUGUUCUAUUUUUCCUCCAGACAUUGUGUGUCUUUCCAAACAAUUUAACUUUGGUUUCAUCAGUCCACUAAAUAUUUUGCUAAAACGUCUGUGGAGUGUCCAAGUGCCUUUUUUCGAACAUUAAACGAGCAACAAUGUUUUUUUUUGGUUUUGUUUUUUUUGACAGCAGUGGCUUCUUCUUCUUCUUGAGUCCUCCCAUGAACACCAUUCUUAGCCAUAGUUUUACAUAUAGUUGAUGUGUGCAGAGAUGUUGGACUGUGCCAGUGAUUCCUGUAAAUCUUUAGCAGACACUCUAGGGUUCUUUUUUUACCUCUCUGAGUAUUCUGCGCUGAACUCUUGGUGUCAUCUUUGGUGGACGGCCACUCCUUGGGAGAGAAGCAAUAGUGCCAAACUCUUUCCAUUUGUAGACAACUUCUCUGAAUGUCGAUUGAUGAACAUUCAUAGUUUUAGAGAUGGUUUUGUAUCCUUUCCCAGCUUUAUUCAAAUCAACAAUCCUUGAUCGCAGUUCUUCAGACUGCUCUAUUGACCGAGCCAUGAUGUACAUCAGACAAAUGCUUAUCAUUGAGACAAUUCUUACCAGGUGUGUGUUUUAUAGUAGGCAGGGCAGCUUUAAACCACUUAUCAGUGAUUGGGCACACACCUGACUUACCGUAAUUUCCCGAAUAUAAGGCGCAUCCGUGUAUAAUGCGCACCCCAAAUUUACUUGUAAAAUCUAGGGGAAAUUAUUGUACCCGUUUAUAAUUUUAGAAGAAAACAGAGCUUGUGUACAGAUACAGAGAUGUCAUUUUACUGACUGGUGAAACACAGCACAAGCAUAGCACAUUGGUAGUUCAAAACAUUACCGUAAACUGAAAAUAUUUACGGUAAUAAUAUGAUUUGACAACUUCUCCAACUUACCAGAAUCUAGGAGAAAAGAAAACAGAUGUGACUUUUCUUUUAAAGGCUGCUGUAUAACUUGCUCGUUUCCUCAUGAUGAAUAAAUGUUUCUUCCAUGGAUUGAUACGGUAAAAUGAAAGUGAGAACGUAAGUCGGAAAUCCGUGAGAGCUCAUAGCUGUCAACACGACAGUAACAAAAGGAACUAUUGUUAUUUGGGUUUGAGUUUCCCGAGGGACCGAUAUAGUUGACGGACACAGGAAGUGUGUGUCCUUACAUUUGUUAUGGUCCGAAUUGCGGAGCUGCAAUAAACGUCGACUCAAAUGAGUUCAAGAAACUAAAUUCUGUGCUUUAUGAAGAGUGUAAAAAGCAGAAUUUAACACAGACGAAAUCAUUCGGCCGAUUAGAGUGAAGUAUUACCGAAACAAAACGGUGACGUCACGUACCGUAAUGGUCGGCAACGGGUCGCCGCAUACGUUUCUUCAACACAACGUGGCCGUGUCAAUGAAAAAAAAUCGGUUUAUAUAUAUAUAUAUAUAUGUAAUACAUAUAUAUUUCUGUCUCCAUCCAUGUACCCGUUUAUAAUGCGCACUAUGAGUUUACAAGUUGAUUUUGGGGAAAAAAAGUGUGCGUUAUAUUCGGGAAAUUACGGUAAAUUGUUUGGUAAAAAUUCGCUUCAAUUGCUCUUUAUGUCUCCUUAGGAAGAGGGUUCACUUAUUCUUCACUUUUCUGUCAUUGUUUGCAUGCUAUCCUCAUUAAAAUCUGAAAACCUAUGAAUGUUUUGAGUGGUUUUAGUUAAAGCAGACACUUUUUACAUCUGUGUGAUUUUGACAAAGAUCAGACCACAUUUGAUGGUGAUUUUAUGCGGAAAUGUGAGAAAUUUCAAAAGGUUCAGAUCUUUUUCAUAGCACUGUAGAUUUGAGCUUCUCAAACCAUUUUGGAUUCUAAUGUCGGAUUUUCCUCCUCCAGUAUAAUUUGUGUAUUUGAAUGUGUUUACCGGACAGGAAAGAUUAGGGUAUGACAGGGCAACAUUUGAACUCAAUGGCCAUCAUCGACGGCGGUAAACGUCCCUUCCAAUUUGACUUCCGUUGUCAUUGGCAAUGAAUUACAGUUCAAAAGUGCUCGUGCAUUUUAGCUUCAUCCUGUUCGGCACAAAUCCUGUAUACGCGAAUGCGUGUUUGAGUAAGGAAUGUAAAUGAAAAGGAGGAGGCUGUCUAAUGAGGGCUGUUUCCUGAUUAAGAGCUCAGCAGAGGAAGGGAAGCCCCCCCCCCCCAUCCAAAAUCCCUCCACCCCAGAAGAGCACUGAUAGCGCACUGUCGAUUCAUUAGGCACACACGCACACACGGCUGUAAUGAGGCCCACGCCGCCGCACGCUAUGCCUGUCGAGAGGUGUCACGAGCCAGGGGGGAGCCCCCGCGUCGCCGAGGGAGGCACAAACACACCCCCUCCGGGAAACGAUACGCAGCCAAUUAAACAGCCUCCUUGCUUAUUAUCUCUUAUUUCCUUUUGACGCCAUCUAAUGAGCGUCGUUCUGUUCUCCCGACAGCCAUCAGAGGGUCCCAAUAAUGUGUCCCCCCCUCCCCACGCCUCCUCUCAAAAGUUACACAACAUGUCUGUUUUCAUAUAAUUAAGAAUCAACAAUUUUGUACUUCUUUCCAGCUUUUUCAGUCCAUUCAUGUUCGUUUCUACCUGCUUGUCUAUGGUUUCAAGGUUGCCUGUAGCAGACAUGUCAAAUUGAAACAUUACUUUUUUAUUUAAGAACCCCCACAGUAGUGGUGACAGGCAGCAUCAAUAAAGCCACUUACUUGGUUUUCGACUUCAUUUUUUUAUGAAACUACUCAGUUGGAUUUUGAAAUUAAGCCAACAACGGGCAAUUUGGCUAGCACUAGAUUAGUAACAGGAAAAAUGCAGUAGGAAGAACAAUUGGUCUACCAUUGGGAAAUAAUAGAAGGAAAAUAUCGCCACUGUAUAAGAAUUGAAGAAAAAAAUUCUGUAAAAUGACCUUUUUGUACAGCAUGCAACCAAAUUCUCAUGGGAAGACUGUAGCAAUCAUAGUUUUUUGGGGGAGUAUUUUUCCCCUUGCAGUUCUGUCAAGUGCGCAGCUACAGAGUUUGACAUUUGGACAAUGUUGAUGAUUUUGCCUGCCUGCCUUUCAGCCACAACUUCCUCUCCUUUUCACACGAGGCUCCAUGUAUGUACAGUAUACUAUGUAUGAUGGCCACGCGUUUGCUUUUUACUUGUUACAUUUACAAGCUGAUGUACAGGGUUUUGUUUUUCUUGAAAAGGUCAAGGAGGCUUCGUCCCACUGCGUUGCGUCUUCCAUCCCACGUGCUGUAUAAACAUUGACGCUAAUACUAUUAUGUGUGCAUAAUAAACCUAACACGUGUUCAUCCUUUACAUGACUUGUUUUUUCUUGUGCCGAAAUUUGUUCUCUGAAACUCAAAUGACGUGCACACAACACACCACCAACCCUAAUUAGGGUUUCUAAUUAGGGUUCCUGUUAAUUUGAAUCCCUGACUCUAGUUAAAAACCCUUCAUUGCGAAACCCUAAUUAGUUUAUUGUAAUUACAUGGGUUAAGCCUGAGCAAAAUAAAUCAAUUUAUAAAAAGAUCCCUUCUAGUAUGGGAAGAUUAAUAUGAAAACGAAUCUCCCCUCACCCCCUAUUUUUCUUGAUAUAUAUAUAUGGCGGAAAACACAGACAA
This is a messenger RNA of Corythoichthys intestinalis (scribbled pipefish), 7330 nucleotides long. It is a transcript of the gene tle2b, whose product is annotated as TLE family member 2, transcriptional corepressor b. The record is from RefSeq and is a predicted model, not a curated record. The coding region runs from base 553 to 2862 and encodes 769 amino acids. Gene Ontology annotation, biological process: negative regulation of canonical Wnt signaling pathway; regulation of DNA-templated transcription. The transcript is spliced from 21 exons. Gene Ontology annotation, cellular component: nucleus; transcription regulator complex. NCBI's taxonomy places the organism in Eukaryota, Metazoa, Chordata, Actinopteri, Syngnathiformes, Syngnathidae. Gene Ontology annotation, molecular function: protein binding; transcription corepressor activity.